Bursaphelenchus okinawaensis is the source of this 1748-nucleotide messenger RNA. The record is from the annotation of a GenBank genome assembly. Lineage: Eukaryota; Metazoa; Nematoda; Chromadorea; Rhabditida; Aphelenchoididae.
AUGUGGAUUCGUUUUGUAGUGAUAUUGUUGAUUCUUCAAGUUUUUUCAGGCCAAGCUCAAAAGUCUUGUUAUAAUUGCCUCGGCUUUCAAGAUCCGAAUGCACCGCAUGGGGUGAGAUUUUUAAUUACUCUUGCCUUUGCCUUGCUUUUGCCUGUGCCCUGCCUUUGCCCUGCCUUUGCCCUGCCUUUGCCCUGCCUUUGCCCUGCCUUUGCCCUGCCUUUGCCCUGCCUUUGCCCUGCCUUUGCCCUGCCUUUGCCCUGCCUUCGCCCUGCCUUUGCCUUGCCUUGCCAUACUUUGCUUUGCCUUUGCCUUUGCCCUGCCUUUGCCCUACCUUUGUCCUGCCUUUGCCUUGCCUUGCCUUGCCUUGCCUUGCCUUGCCUUGCCUUGCCUUGCCUUGCCUUGCCUUGCCUUGCCUUGCCUUGCUUUGCCUUUGCCUUUGCUUUUGCCCUGCCUUUGCCCUGCCUUUUCCCUGUUUUUGCCCUGCCUUUGCCCUGCUCUUCACUAAUGUUAUAAAAGGUUGUGUUAUAUAAAUGGUAUACCAUAUAAUAUUUUACUUUUCAGGACGGAAAAAUAACAUUUGACACAAACUGCGCAGUGGUUGAUGCCGAUACUCGUGUUACCAAAACCUGCAAUGGAGACUGUGUUUCUAAGAUUGGCAUGUUUAGGUAUAUGGAGCAUGGUAAGUACAUGUUUCUUCUUUCUUUUUACAAUUAUUGCAACACAAUUUUUUUUUAAAUUUUUAUUUUUUUUUAGAUUUCAAAAUUUUUUUCCGAGGCUGCGAAAAAAUUCUGGUAUGUUACUCAUUUUACUCUUUUUAUAGGAUAAGUUAGGGUAGGCUUGGGCAAUGCUAAGACUAGAACUACUAGAUAAGGUUAGGGCUUAGGCUAAGACUAUAAGCUGGCUAAAAAACAGGACUUGGGCUAGAGCUGCUUAUAAGAAUAGAGCUAUAGCUAUGGGCUGGGCUAGAACUAGGAAUUGAGCUAGAGUUAAAUCUAAAGCUACGACUAGCGCUCUUAGCUUGGGUUGUUGGCUAGAGCUCUAGGCUAGCGCUCUUAGCUUGGGUUGUUGGCUAGGACUCUGGGCUAGGGCUCUGGGCUAGGGCUCUGGGCUAGGGCUCUGGGCUAGGGCUCUGGGCUGGGGCACUGGGCUAAAGCUCUGGGCUAGGACUCUGAGUUAGGACUAGGUCUAGCUACUAUGUCACUUCAAAAUUUUUAAAAUUUUAGAAAGGAUGUAAGGACACAAUAAUAAAGUACCGUAAACUAAAAGCUUAUGGUUGCACAUGUGAUGGAUCCAUGUGUAAUUCUAUCAUUUUGGACUUUCCAAACACUACCACACCUACAGCGACACCUACUACAAAAUUGUCCACGACCACAGAAUUUACUACAACAUCGACUGAUCUCACAACUACAACACCUCUACCGACCACUACUUCUGAUGUUGUAGUAUCCACAACUUCAGGUCAAGAUUCAACUGUUACUGCCUUUGACAAUACUACAGUAGACUCAAACACGACCCUGCCAAUUCAAUCCACCACCGACUGGUCGAUUGCCACUACAACUGAUGGCGAUACAACAUCGUUUACUAAAGUAACGACUGAUCAAACUGGAACGUUUUCUACUGUUCCUGGAUGGACUUCUGAAUCCUCUACAAUAAAUCCUGUUUCGACAGCUCCAGCUUUGUUCCCAACCGACUGGUCGAUCUUACUGACGACUUUGAUCUGGAACUAUAUUUGGUUUUGGUUGUUGUAG